AUGACCGCCACCGAGUUUGCAACGCUCAAACUUGUCUACCCCCACGUCUGGGGCUCGCCAGAGAUCCAAGCGUUCUUCGCGACGCUCUCGACCCAGCAGGGAGCUUGGUCUGGCUACCCCCUCCGCUUCUUCGAGGACACUACCGAUCCGCGACUCAUAUACCUCAUCACGGGAUGGGAAGGCGUGACAGCCCAUUACGAGUGGAUCAGAAGCGAGCAGAACCAGCAGCUGCUUGAACGCUCGAAGGGCCUGCUUGAGGUGGAGGGAGUGGCGCAUGCGGAGCUGGAU
Molecule: messenger RNA, 288 nt
Organism: Dichomitus squalens LYAD-421 SS1
Lineage: Eukaryota; Fungi; Basidiomycota; Agaricomycetes; Polyporales; Polyporaceae
Exons: 1
Source: RefSeq, a predicted model, not a curated record